Molecule: messenger RNA, 1522 nt
Organism: Trachymyrmex septentrionalis
Lineage: Eukaryota; Metazoa; Arthropoda; Insecta; Hymenoptera; Formicidae
Gene: Rsbp15
Exons: 9
Coding region: 33-1166 (377 amino acids)
Molecular function (GO): calmodulin binding
Source: RefSeq, a predicted model, not a curated record
CAAACAACUCGGCUGAAACGAUAAUCACGAAAAUGAACGUUUUACUCCAGAAACAUGGAGCUAAACAUAUAUGUAAGGUCCCGGAAGGAUUACGCGAACUAUCCACCGACAUCGCACGCGAGGUACUGCGCUCGCAACCGAGGAACAUUUAUUGCUUUGUCGCUGAUUAUGUCGAAACCCUUUUGAUCACACGGGAAAAUGCAAAAGUCGCGGUGAAAGUCGUAGACAAUAUUUUAUUGGGGAGCCAGGCCAUCGUGGAUAUACUUCGUCGGAGCGGCUUGAGCUUCAAGCAGAUCGCCCGCGCCGCGCCCAGGAUUCAGACGGCGUUCCGCGCGUACUUGGACGCGGCAGACAUGCGAGCGACCCAGGUGUACGACGACACAACUUGCGACGAGAGAUCCAAGGUAUCUCUGCAAAGUAUUCUGCAGGAGACGGGGCUCACGCUGGAACUGGCGGAGAAGCAUGCCACGAUAAUACAAGUCGCUUUCCGUGAGCAUUAUAAGAGGAUGCUAUUAAACGAGUCCCGUGGCAUGAUUCAAUGGCAACGAGCGGCAACGAGGACCCUCGAGAUCCUGAGAAAGGCAGGAGCUUCGCAAGCGGAGGCGUCGAAAGCCGCCAUUUUGAUACAGGCUACUUACCGCGGCUACUAUACAAGGAAAAACCUAAAAAUGAAAAUGCAGGCUAUGCAACCGCAGGGGGAAGAGAAAAGAGGCGAGAUAGCUGGGUGGGAUAUGUGCGAGGAAUUAGGACUGACACCAAUGAGAGCAAAUGAAGCUGCAUCCACUAUACAAAAAGCUUACAGACGAUAUCGCGAGAGAAAAAGUAAACCUAAAUCGUCGGUAGAAUCACCGAGAUCGAGAGAAGCCAUUAUGAAAAAUUUGCAUCAGAAGGUUUUCGACGAAGUCAUGAUCCGUGCGGGCAUCCCCGCAGAAUUUGGUAAUCGAGAGGACUUGACGGAAGCUGCCGAAGAACUUCAACGUGCUCUUAAAGAUCGACUUGCUCGCUUGGCACAAAAUAACGACGAGGAAGAAUUCGCUUACGAAGAGGAACCUGAUGAAUCAUUUGAAGAAGUGGUGGACUCGAUUAGCGUGCCGGAAGAUUGGCAAGAAGAUCGAGAGAUCAAAAUAGAAUCUGUACGUGACGAAGGAACAAACGCGAACGUGUAAUAUUAGCAUCGAGGAGAGAACUGAACUUUCCGGAAGGGGGAGGGAAAAGCGUCGCGAUGCUGCGGAAUCCUUGCCAGAGACCAAUGAGAUGAGCCAAUUAACAUGGAAGCUGUGGGCGAACAGUGCGAGAGAAGAAACGAAACAACGAGCGUACGACCAUCACAAAGAGCCCAGCAAGCGAAAAGUCGUCUCCGGAGGCAGCCAAAUGCCGGAGACACCAUGGUUUUUAAUGCACAUGCUUACAUUCGAUAAUUUCGUUAACGUGCCGCGUUUCCGUAGUGAGCUUUAAAAUUCUCCCAGAUGGAAACUGGCUCUCUUCCACGCGCAUUUGAAUAAAACGAGCUGAAAGUUAAUUG